AUGCGCAUCAAAGCUGUUAUCGCUGUUUACCUCGCCAGUGUCCUUACCGGCAGCUCGGCCACGGUUGACUUUGCUAAAAACGGACAGCCUUCGCGCCGUGAUGACACAUACGACUUUAUCAUUGUCGGUGGAGGCAUAUCGGGAUUGGUUGUUGCUAAUCGAUUGACGGAAGACCGCGUUACUUCUGUGCUCGUGAUUGAACGAGGCGACUUUGACAACAAGCCCGAGGCUAUCAUCCCUUACUACGGGAAUGCUCUUGAUACGAGCGUUUUAAUGCGCGUUCCGUCUGCCCCCGACGAGAAACUUGGGAAUUUGACUUACUCGGUGGCUGCCGCAGCUGUGGUUGGCGGUGGUUCCAUCGUCAACGGCAUGGGCUAUAACCGCGGAAGCAAAACCGAUUACGAUGGCUGGGAAGCUCUCGGGAACCCAGGCUGGGGCUGGGACGGUUUGUUCCCCUACUUCCUCAAAAGCACCACCUUCAUACCUCCCUCCCCAGAGGCCACUGUGCAAUGGAAUAUCACUUGGGAUGCGUCAGCCUACGGCAACGGUCCGUUGCAUCUGCACAUCCCCAACUUCCAAUACCCUGACGUAGCAACUUUUUGGAAUGCCUUCCAAAGCGAACCCAAUCUUGUCACGGGUAGAGGGUCGAAUUUGGGAGCCACUACUGUAAAUGCUACACGUACGAAUCUCCACCUGCUUCGGGGUCACACCGCAACCGAGAUCCUUUUUGCGCCUGGGAAGCAGCUAAGGGCAAAUGGAAUACGAAUCGUCUCACGGCUUGAUAACACGACACACAAUGUCUACGCAAAGAAGGAAGUGAUUCUUGCCGCUGGGGCUCUGAUGACGCCGCAGCUGCUUCAGGCGACGCAGCGGGCCGUUCUGGCGGGUCAACUCAACAGCUCGUCAUCUGCCAUCACCAUGUGGGCUGUGAGCGGCAGCGGCGGUUCCGCGGCGUCGUUGUACAAACCACUAUCCCGCGGCACUGUCACACUCAACCCGACCGACCCUAACGGGCUACCCAUCGUCACUUACAACACUUUCAUGAACCCAGUCGAUAGCGAGAACGUAGUGGCCAUCUUCCGGCGCCUACGCGCCUUUUGGCAAAGCUCCCCGCUGGCGCGCCUUGGGCCGUCCGAGGUGGCGCCCGGCCUUCAGUUCCAGACCGACGACGAGAUCCUGACGGAGCUGACGACGAACCAUGCCCUCUUCCGGCCGACGCUGGCCCACCCGUCGUGCACAUGUGCAAUGAUGCCCGAGCAUCUAGGCGGCUGCGUCUCGCCCGAUCUUGAAGUGUACGGUGUUCGCAACCUGCGGAUUGUUGAUGCGAGUAUCAUGCCCAUCAUCCCGGCCGGGGGGCUGCAGGGGACUGUAUAUGCGGUGGCCGAAAAGGCGGCUGACUUGAUUAAGAAGCCGGUGGAUCGAAUGAUGAGUGCCAAGUGUUUCUUGGUGUUCAAUGGUCAAGAUUCGCAUCAUUCUACCCGUCAUAGGCUGUUGCAGAACGAAUAUCCGGAAACUUUGCGGAAUGUCUCCGACUUGAGUUAG
This is a messenger RNA of Chaetomium globosum CBS 148.51, 1542 nucleotides long. RefSeq lists its product as uncharacterized. NCBI's taxonomy places the organism in Eukaryota, Fungi, Ascomycota, Sordariomycetes, Sordariales, Chaetomiaceae. The transcript is spliced from 4 exons. Gene Ontology annotation, molecular function: oxidoreductase activity, acting on CH-OH group of donors; flavin adenine dinucleotide binding. Gene Ontology annotation, biological process: secondary metabolite biosynthetic process. The record is from RefSeq and is a predicted model, not a curated record. Bases 1 to 1542 code for a protein of 513 amino acids.